CGUCACCCACUAAGGCUUCUCCGCGUCUGGGCGGCCAAGUGGGUCUAGGUGGGCUCGGGAUGGCGGGGGCCUGAGCCGCAUGGGACGGCCGGGAAGAGGCGAGGGGGGCCGGCAGCGCACGCAAGUCGGCGCAAAAGACGCAGCCUCCAGCCAGGUCUACAGCAGCAUGUUCAGCUGGGUGAGCAAGGAUGCCCGCCGCAAGAAGGAGCCGGAGCUCUUCCAGACCGUGGCCGAGGGGCUGCGGCAGCUGUACGCGCAGAAGCUGCUGCCCCUGGAGGAGCACUACCGCUUCCACGAGUUCCACUCGCCCGCGCUGGAGGAUGCUGACUUCGACAACAAGCCCAUGGUGCUCCUCGUGGGCCAGUACAGCACUGGCAAGACCACCUUCAUCCGGCACCUGAUCGAGCAGGACUUUCCCGGGAUGCGCAUCGGGCCCGAGCCCACCACCGACUCCUUCAUCGCGGUCAUGCACGGGCCCACCGAGGGCGUGGUGCCGGGCAACGCGCUCGUCGUCGAUCCGCGGCGCCCUUUCCGCAAGCUCAACGCCUUCGGAAAUGCCUUCCUCAACAGGUUCAUGUGUGCGCAGCUCCCCAACCCAGUCCUGGACAGCAUCAGCAUCAUCGACACACCUGGGAUCCUGUCAGGAGAGAAGCAGCGCAUCAGCAGAGGGUACGACUUUGCAGCCGUCCUGGAGUGGUUCGCAGAGCGGGUGGACCGCAUCAUCCUGCUCUUCGAUGCCCACAAGCUGGACAUCUCUGAUGAGUUCUCUGAGGUUAUCAAGGCCCUCAAGAACCAUGAGGACAAGAUCCGGGUGGUGCUGAAUAAGGCCGACCAGAUUGAGACGCAGCAGCUGAUGCGGGUAUAUGGGGCGCUUAUGUGGUCCCUGGGCAAGAUCAUCAACACCCCUGAGGUGGUCCGUGUCUACAUCGGCUCCUUCUGGUCCCACCCACUGCUCAUCCCAGACAACCGGAAGCUCUUCGAGGCUGAGGAGCAGGACCUCUUCAAAGACAUCCAGUCUCUUCCCCGAAAUGCUGCCCUCAGGAAGCUCAAUGACCUGAUCAAGCGGGCCAGGCUGGCUAAGGUCCAUGCCUACAUCAUCAGCUCCCUCAAGAAGGAGAUGCCCAACGUCUUCGGUAAGGAGAGCAAAAAGAAAGAGCUGGUGAACAACCUGGGGGAGAUCUACCAGAAGAUUGAGCGGGAGCAUCAGAUCUCCCCGGGUGAUUUCCCAAGCCUCCGAAAGAUGCAGGAGCUCCUGCAGACCCAGGACUUCAGCAAAUUCCAGGCCCUAAAGCCCAAGCUGCUGGACACGGUGGAUGACAUGCUGGCCAACGACAUCGCGCGGCUGAUGGUGAUGGUGCGCCAGGAGGAGUCCCAGAUGCCCUCCCAGGCUGUGAAGGGUGGUGCUUUUGACGGUACCAUGAAUGGGCCCUUUGGGCACGGCUACGGCGAGGGUGCUGGCGAGGGCAUCGAUGAUGUUGAGUGGGUGGUAGGCAAGGACAAGCCCACCUACGACGAGAUCUUCUAUACGCUGUCCCCCGUCAAUGGCAAGAUCACAGGCGCCAAUGCCAAGAAGGAGAUGGUGAAGUCCAAGCUGCCUAACACUGUGCUGGGCAAGAUCUGGAAGCUGGCCGAUGUGGACAAGGAUGGGCUGCUGGAUGACGAGGAGUUCGCCCUGGCUAACCACCUCAUCAAAGUCAAGCUGGAGGGCCACGAGCUGCCCGCCGACCUGCCCCCACACCUCAUCCCACCCUCCAAGCGCAGGCACGAGUGACGGGCCGCCCGGGGCCACCGCGUGACCCGCUCGCCAUCUGUGUGCCUGCCCAGGAAGACCAGGGCCUGGAGGAAGCAGCUGGGGGAAGGGAAGGGUCACCGUUUUUAAAGGUCCAUAAAGACCGAGCACUGUUUCCUCAGCUUGAAUAGGAGAACCACCAUCUUUCUUUUUAGGCAGUUCCUGGGCCCAGCUGGGGAGGCAGGGGUGACGCUCAGAUGUGAAUGAUGGAAUUUUAUGCACAAGAACUCUGGAUAUUUUUAAUAUAUACCGUUAGAGGCAGCCUUCUUUCUUGCCGCCUCCUCCUGUGUUGGACAGUCCCACGAACACAGCCUCUCUCCUGUCCCGGCCUUUCCUCCUGUGCGCUGUCCCUGGCGGGGUGGCGUGAGCAGCUGUGGCGAUCCUAGGGACGCCGAAGGCUCCUUCUGGCAGCUGCCCCCCAGAGCUAUUUGUAGACAGGAGCCCAAGCUGCCCCUGUUUGUCUCUUCUGUGUGCGUGCUAAGGCUCUCCUCGAGGGAGGGUUUCCUUCCCAACCCAGCUCUGCCUGGGCUUGGGGUGAGUCGUUUCUAUGCGUCUCCAGCCACUGGGGCUCCCCACACUCAUGCCCCACCCUUUCCUUGCACACCCCAACCCCAGCAUCCCUUCCGGCAGUGCCCAGCCACCCCCGCUGUCUCUUUUCAGGGCUGUGGAGAGGAGAGUGUGUCUUCCAGAAAAAUGUAUAAGCUAGGUCUUCUGUACGGUGACACCUUUCAUACUUGACCAGAUUUUCCAGUAACUUCGGACCACUCAUUCAGAAGCUGUGAUUUUUGCCUCCCCUUCCCCUCUUGCCAGCCUGUGGGUGGCUCCAUCCGGGAGCCGUGAAAUGUGGGAUAUGCACGUAAUGCGCCACUUGCAGCCCAGAUUUGCUCUCUGGCCAAGGAAGGGUGGUCACCCCUGCUCCUGCCUGAUGGUGUCUGAACUAUAGCCUCUCACCUCUUGUCCAGGGUACCUGAUGCCCCCACCUGGGCGGGCAGUGGGUUCCUGUGACUGGGGGUGGUUUGGCGCUGGUAAGAGGAAAACUGUGGCUCUGGCCUGGGCCUGGUUUUCCAGGCAGUGGGGACCAGGAGGAACCUGGUCCCUUCCUUCUGCCCUCACCCUGUUCCCUACCUUCCCCCACCCCUGCUGAGCAAAGGGGGGCACGAGGACCUUAGCUCAGCCCAUCAGCCCCCAGCCUGAGUAGUAAGCCAGAGCCAGCAAGUGCUCACACCGCACAGCUGCGGGGAGCUGGGUGCCGCUGUGGUCAGCCGAGAGGGCAGGGCAGGCGUCGUGCCAGGGCAGGAGACAGGCCUUGGUCUGCACAGCGGGAGCACCAGCUGGCAGCCUGCUUGCUCCCAGCCCUGCACCUGCAGCGCAGUGGGGUCCAGUAUUAGAGGGUGGCAGAGAACAUCCACACCAGACUCGCUGUUGAAGGUGCGGCAGGGGCUUGUUCACACUCUUUGAGGGGAAGGUAACAGACUAAAGACUGUUUUCUUUGCAUUAAAAAAAGGUUUAACUGUGCUGA
Messenger RNA from Chinchilla lanigera (long-tailed chinchilla), 3308 nucleotides. It is a transcript of the gene Ehd1, whose product is annotated as EH-domain containing 1. Gene Ontology annotation, molecular function: calcium ion binding; protein binding; GTP binding. Bases 80 to 1771 code for a protein of 563 amino acids. Gene Ontology annotation, cellular component: clathrin-coated pit; intracellular vesicle; plasma membrane. The record is from RefSeq and is a predicted model, not a curated record. Lineage: Eukaryota; Metazoa; Chordata; Mammalia; Rodentia; Chinchillidae. Gene Ontology annotation, biological process: clathrin-dependent synaptic vesicle endocytosis; endosomal transport. The transcript has 6 exons.